This is a messenger RNA of Hylaeus volcanicus, 3319 nucleotides long. Its product is annotated as WD repeat-containing protein 44-like. Bases 246 to 3284 code for a protein of 1012 amino acids. Lineage: Eukaryota; Metazoa; Arthropoda; Insecta; Hymenoptera; Colletidae. The record is from RefSeq and is a predicted model, not a curated record. Gene Ontology annotation, molecular function: protein binding. The transcript is spliced from 14 exons.
UUAUUGUGCACAUUUUCUAUGAUUUUUAUGUAUGUAAAGUAGAGUUUUAAUUUAAUAAACCUAUUUAUGACAUGGUAAACUAAUGUUUAGUAAAACAAGUAAUGAUGUUUUUGAACCGUUAAUGAAAUUUUUUGUUGUAGCUUCAGCGUUGAGCAAAGUCAUGUGUCCAUAUUUGAACCUUACGCGCUAGGCUUUCGUGAAUAAGUCUUUUUCUUUCUUUUUUUUUUCGCUUUGGACAAGCCUAGAUGAGUCGUGAAAAAUUAGAAACCUAUGAUUUUUCAAAAAAAAUACAUAAAAAAAAUAUUUCUUAUGCAUCAUUGAUAAAUGAAGAAAACAAUUAUUUAGUGAAAAAGAAAAAAUCGUCAUUUUCAGAGAAUUCUGGUGCAUUUUAUGAUGCUUGUGAAGAAUUUGAAGACAACACUUCUUUAGUCAAUGUUGAAACGAUUCCUGAAACGAAAUUUACAAUUACGUCUGAAUCGAAUACUUCUGCGUAUGUUUGUAGUUCAAAUGAUUCUUGCACAUCAAACAAAGAUAGGUUUCGUGAAAGACUUGGAGAUCAAACACUUAUUCAAAAUUCAGAAAAGAAAUUUUUAAAACCGUUUGGUUCCAUUUUGUCUUCAACACGUUCCGCUCAAUUUUUUAAAAUGUAUUCCUCAACAGCCGACGAGAAUGAAUGCUAUUCUUUAAAAAACGAUGAUUUUUUUAAAUCAUCUAUCCAUGAGCAAAAUUUUUCUAAUAUAUCUGACUAUUUUGGUUUUAAAAAAACUCAAAAUACAUCAUUUACGCCAAAUCUAGAGUCAAGCAGUAAUUCCACAAUCCAAACUCAAAAAAAGGAAUUGUUAUUUUCAAACCAUGCAUUAGCAUUACAACUAGAUGGUCAAAAAGACAGCAUAAAGACUCCUACUGUCUUUUUGAAAAGCGAAUUGUCAGCCAUAACAUCUUUGAAUUUAAAUGAUUCGAGAGACACAAAAAGCAUCUCAUGUAAACUUGUAGACACUCUAGAAACUAAGAAGGAAAAAACAACUAAUUGCGACUUACCUCUAACUAGACUAAUAAAUUUAAGUCCUGAAAAAAAUGAAAGUAACGAAAAUGACCAGAAAAAAAAUUUUAAGGAGGAGAGCAUGUGCAAGGAAUCUGCACACUCUAUUGUAAAGUAUGAAAAGGAUCAAGUUAAUGGUUGUUUUUAUAAUGUUGACAGGGCAGACAUGAUACUGUCGACUAAAGAUCAAGAUAAUUUGACUCGAAUCACGGAAGGCUCAGCAGGACCUACAUCGUUACUUCCUGUUCGGAAUAUUACGACUGGAACAGUUCAAUUUUUGAAUACUGCAACAAAUGGAUUGAAAAAUCAAAAUAUCCAAGACUACUUAAAUGUCUUUCUUAUGGCAGAUAUAGAAGUAACACGACUACAAGAGCCAAUCAGUGGAGAUAGUAGUAUAUCUGGAGAUAAAGUUGAAGAGCAGGAUGAAGAAACUUUUAUGUUUGAGGCGACUAAUCUACCCACAAAUAAAAUCAAAAAAUUGUUUGAAGCAAAUUCGAAAAAAACACACCGUUUUCAACAAUUCACGCUCUCGUUACCUAAUUUGAAAAAUCGCAUUGUUUCAAGAAACCUGUCACGAAUUGUAACGGAAAACAAUUGCUUUACUGAAACGUUAAAUAAAAACUCUGAUGAACCAGGCCGUUUCAAAUCGAUGUUCCUUAAAGCCACUGAAACAUUGCAAAAUUCUAAAAGUUUUUAUAGUUCAUUUGGGCCUAACGGAAAAAAUAAAACUCUCGAGCUUAAUUCGAGUUUACGUCACUCUACAAUGCAAAAUCAUUUACUUCUUCAAUACUGGAAACGUCGGUCACCACCUUUCCCAGUUCGUAUUCGUAAAGGUCUUGGAAAACCAUCUAAAAUAUUAACAAAUAUUUGGCUACUACAGCAACUGGAAUUACCACCAUCUUCUCCAAUAUGGAGUUUGGCUAUUAGUAGCGAUGGAAAAUGGCUUUCUGUUGGUUCUCAAGAUGGAACGCUUCAAUUAUGGAAAUUAGAGAAAUUACUUGAAUAUCGUCCUUUGGUGCAUCGAAAAAAAAAUUCUUCUAAUGAGGAUAAAUUUUCGAAGCUCACUUCUUUUGAAAUUAUCGAUCUUGAUUCGAAUGUAUCAAGAGGAAAAAAUCAAACUACUAAAUCACUUUAUUCCAAGUCACCUGCUGUGACGUUACUUGGUCAUAGUGCAACAAUAGUAACUUGUGUAUGGGAUUUUCUACCUCUUCAAAACAAUGCAAACCGUUUGGCUUCUGUUAGUCUUGAUCGCACUGUACGUAUAUGGACGGUAUCAGAAAAUGAAGAAGGAACUUUAAGAUAUAGCGUUUUAUUCAAUUGCGGUGAUUGGGCUACGUGCGCUGCGUUUCACCCUAUUUCAAGAAACAUAAUUUAUACUGGAGGACUCGAUGGGGUAGCGCAAAUUUGGAAAGCUCCACUUCAUGUUAAAGGAUACAGCGAUGUUUUGUUUCAUCACUCGUCCUCAACAUUUGAGGCCGAUAAAGUUGAAAUGCUGGAUACCUUACGCUUGCCGGAUCUUAUAACAUCUAUGACUGUAUCUCCAAAUGGGAAAUAUUUAGUUAUUGGACUUCGUUUGGGUUCCGUUUUUAUCUAUGACACAAAUACUAUGUCAAUUUUUUCUAAAAUUGAAUGCCGCAAUCGAAAAGGUCCUUAUGCCUCAGGUCGAAAAGUAACGGGUUUCUGUUGGAAUCGUUCUAGCAACGCGCUAAUUAUUUCCACAAGCGAUUGUCGUAUACGCCUCGUAAAUUUGAAUGAUACAUCCACAUGGAUUAAAUUCAAAGGACAUAAAUGUAAUGAAAUUAUGCUAUCUGCUAUUUUCAGUCCGGAUGAAAACUAUGUCGUAUGUGGAUCAGAAACUGGAUUUGUUCAUCUCUGGGAUAUUACUACCAUGUUGUCUAAUAAUAAAACCGUUUUGUCACGAAAAUCUUCAAAAAUAAAUUUCUCAAAAACUAACCGGCAAUCGGAAAAAUUCAAAGCAUUUGAUGGACUUUUAACAUGCUGCAUUGUGGGCAAUGAGAAUUUUGCAAACAAUACAAUAGCUGCUAUCAAUGAAAUAGCUAAAACGUCCGACGAGCUUUCACCAUGGAAAUACAUACAAAAGACACUUCAAGAAAGGCCAUUUAACAAUGGUGCAUCAACAAGCACGGCUUUGACAGGUCUUGUUAUUGUCACAGCUGAUUUCCGAGGUCGUCUUAAAUUUUUUAUCAAUACUACAUUUAAUGGACUAUUUGACACUCAAGUCUAAUUCAAUUAAAAACCGUUAUUUGUCAUAAAACCAAA